Molecule: messenger RNA, 216 nt
Organism: Dentiscutata erythropus
Lineage: Eukaryota; Fungi; Glomeromycota; Glomeromycetes; Diversisporales; Gigasporaceae
Source: the annotation of a GenBank genome assembly
AUGUCAGAAAAUUUAAUAACUACCUCUUUUUUUUUUGGAACUACCAAAUUGUAUCUGCCAAAAUCUACAUGUUUUUCACCAUCUCAUGAUUUAGUUGAGUUUGACAGAGUGGCUCCCAAAGUCCGUUACAUGAAGGUCAAUGAUCCACACCCUGCCGAAUACAUGAUGCCAAUGAUUGGCUCCUACAGCAUAUAUUUUAUUUCAUAUGCAAACUGA